Messenger RNA from Oryctolagus cuniculus (rabbit), 3230 nucleotides. The record is from RefSeq and is a predicted model, not a curated record. NCBI's taxonomy places the organism in Eukaryota, Metazoa, Chordata, Mammalia, Lagomorpha, Leporidae.
CAUCUACUGCCGGGGCUGCCACAAGCCCCUGUGCUGCUCGUGUGCGCUCCUGGACAGCGGCCACAGCGACCUCAAGUGCGACCUGAGCGCCGAGGUGCUGCAGCGCCAGGACGAGCUGGACGCCACGGCGCGCGCGCUGCGGGAGCGCGGCGGCGCCUUCGGGGCUGCGCUCGCGCAGGUGCGCGCGGCCAUCGGGCAGCUGGGCCGCGCGCGCGCCGACGCCGAGGACCUGAUCCGCGAGCGCGUGCGCCAGGUGGUGGCACACGUGCAGGCGCAGGAGCGCGAGCUGCUGCAGCAGGUGCACGCGUGCUACCAGCGCGACUAUGAGGAGCUGGCGGCCCGGCUGAGCCGCCUGGAAGCCGUGCUGCAGCGCAUGCGCACGGGCGGCGCGCUCGUGCGGAGGAUGAAGCACUACGCGUCGGACCAGGAGGUGCUGGACAUGCAUGGCUUCCUGCACGAGGCUCUCUGCCGCUUGCGCCAGGAGGAGCCCCAGGGCCCGCAGGCCGCCGUGCGCGCUGAGGGCUUUGACGAGUUCAAGGUGCGCCUGCAGGACCUCGUGGCGCGCGUCACCCAGGCCACAGACGCAAUUCUGUCCAGGAGAACCAGCCCGCAGUCUGCCAGUACCCCCGGCGACCUGCUGCAUGUGGACCUGCCCGAGCAGGCACAGAAGAUGCAGGCGCCGCCCAUGGCCGUGGUGCAGUCGGUGCCCGGGGCCCACCCUGUGCCCCUGUACGUCUUCUCCAUCAGAGACACCUCCAGUGCAGAGGAGGACUCCGGCACCCUCGUGGGCCGGAAGAGGAAGUCCUGUUACACCCAGUGCCCGCAAAAGAUGAUCAAGCUGGAGUCGGAGGAGAAGGAGAGGCCGGCCCAGAGCUCCCCGGAGCAGCCCAGACCCAGCACCUCCAAGGCAGUGUCACCGCCCCAACUGGACGGGACCCCCAGCCCCGGGAGCCCCAACGUCGGAGAAGAGGUCGACCCGGCCAACAGCAACCACGUGGCUGGCGAUGACCCGGAGGAGGCAGAGGAGCGCGUGGUGGUGAUCAGCAGCUCAGAGGACUCCGAUGACACCGAGAUCGCGGUCCUGCCUUCCUGGGUGACCUCAACACCCUCCGUCCCGACCAGGCCCGCUGCCAGCCCUGUGGCCACGCCCUGCGCCUCGCCCUUGCCGGGAAGUACCCACCUCAGAGCCGCGCCCUGAGACUGACCACAGCCCCUCCCGAGCUCAGCCCUCCCCCUGCGCCUCCCUCCAGGGGCACCACCCCGGCCCUGCCCACCUGUCUCCAGGUGAGGCCCUGGGAGGCACAGGGAAUCCGUGGCCGGCUGCUCUGUGCUGCCACCUGCAGGUGGAGCUGUGCUCACUCCCCCGCCCUGGUCCCACCCUUGCCAUCAGCUGGGGCCCCGGAUGGCCUGGGAGUGGCUGACACCUGACUGCAGACCUCCCUGCCCACUGCUUUUGGGAGGGCAGAGGGGGCAUCUGCCUGCUUCUAAGACCCAGCCCUGUGUCCAGCCCCACUCCUCAUCCUCCCGCAGGAAGCCCGCGCGCAGAGUCCUUCCUGUGUGCUGGGCUGCACGUUCCCUGCACGCCAGCAGCGCGGGCAGGCACCCCGGGUCCCGACCAGCGCUUCAGCUCAGGUCGCCUCCUCGCGCUCGGUCUCUCUGCCCCCUCGAAUGCUGCCGAUCUUCCUGCUUUGGGCCUGGGCCCUCUGCUCUUUAUCCAUGUAUCCCCCCUGCCAGUGGCCUCCCAGCAGCCCCCCUGGGGGCCCCAGACCCGCCGUCUCUUCCUCUUCCCCCCACUGUCGCCAUCGGCGUGAAGCCCAGGCCCAGCCCCAGGUGGAGCGCCCCCCUGUUUUAGCCAGCGGAGACGCCCGUGGUCCAGCCCCCUCUGAAUCUUGGGAGCUGGGAAGCAGGGGUGGAGAGAGAGGCUGGGAUGACCGCAGUCGCGGGGCAGCGCCAGGCGGGCCCCAGGCCGGCAGUAUCCAGGGAGCUGCACACACACAUGUCAGGUGAUGGAGAAUUAAACAAGCCAGAGAGUGCGGGCCUGGGGUGGGGCGGGGUGGGGCCCAUGGCUUUGGUCUGUGUGGUCUUUGGGUGUAUAUAUUUGAUAAAUUAACCAUGACAGCAGCCCCAGUGUUUUAAGAAAAAGCAUUAAAAGACAAAAACAAAAUGAGAUCCCCCUCGUACAUUUUUUUUUUAAGAUUCGGCUGCUUACUUAAAAGGCAGCGUUACAGAGAGACAGACAGAUCUUCCAUCCACUGGUUUACUCUCUAAGUGGCCACAAUGGCCAGGGCUGGGCCAGGCUGAGACCAGGAGCCAGGAGCUUCUUCCAGGCCUCCCACACGGGUGCAGGGGCCCAAGCACUCGGGCCGUCGUCCACUGCUUUCCCAGGCGCAUUAUCAGGAGCUGGGUAGGAAGUGGAGCCGCCGGGACUUGAACCAGUGCCCAUAGGGGAUGUCGGAGUCCGCAGCUGUGGCUCCCACCUGCAGAGACUACAUGAGCUGGGCUGAGAGUUUCUGAGGUUGCCUGUGCCUUGCGUUUGGACCACCGAACCAGAGUGGGGGUGCAGGGGUGUCCCUGUGCCGUUUGUCGGUGACUCAGCCUGGACUGGAGCUGACUUGUACAUCCGGGCCACAAUGCCAGGAGAGAGGGGUACGGGGACUCCCCAGACAAGCCUUCUUGGCUUCUGGAAGGUGACAGGAGCGGCACGGGGGCACGGGCGGCCUGCCGAGGCUGUGAGACCGCGGGGAGGGGGGGGUGAUGGAUGCACGAGGGGAGUGCAGGGAGCGCGUGGGAAACGUGCGCUGAAACACUGGGCGUGAGGCCAGCAGCGUCGGCCCCGAACUCGUGUCUCUGGACUCCAUUUCCCACGAGGUUUUGGAGGUCCCCUCACAGCUGACUCGAAGGCACCCGGGGGCCGUGGCUGAGCUGUUUUUCCUACCCACAGCAUCCCCAGGCCAUAGAGUGGGAGAAAUUCCUGCACCUGCUCACGUCUUACAGCUCACUGGCCUCUCUCUCUGAACUCUCAGCCUCUCCCCCUGCACAGCCUACAGAGCCUUCCCCUGCCCACACUGGGCUGGCCCCUCUGCACCCCCACUCUGCUGCCCUUUCAGGCAAACCUCAGUUCCUUAUGCCCACUGGGCUCUGUGCCCCGCCCAUACCCGGUGACCUUGAUCUGUAGAGCGGGAGGUGCCCAAGCGCCUACUGCCCUUGGGUGAAGUCUUUUUUUUUUUUUU